Molecule: messenger RNA, 2904 nt
Organism: Trichoplusia ni (cabbage looper)
Lineage: Eukaryota; Metazoa; Arthropoda; Insecta; Lepidoptera; Noctuidae
Product: ATP-dependent RNA helicase dbp2-like
Exons: 11
Coding region: 170-2227 (685 amino acids)
Cellular component (GO): cytoplasm; nucleus; ribonucleoprotein complex
Molecular function (GO): ATP binding; RNA helicase activity; RNA binding
Source: RefSeq, a predicted model, not a curated record
CUGUUGGCAAUUGUAAAAGUCAAUCAAGCUGAUGUUUGUAAAGAUAUAUAUCUAUUUUCUGAUACAAAAAUAGUUAGAAAGCGUAAUAAACUUACCCAUAAGAUUCUUACAUUGUUCAGUUUAGUAUUUAUUUGUGUUUAUUCUGUUACUUUAGUUUCAAAGAAAAAAUAUGUACGACGAUAGACGUGGAGGUCGCGGUGGCGGCCGUGGAGGUAGCCGUGGAGGCCGCGGAGGCAGGGGAGGCUCGCGUGGAGGACGCUCCAGUGACAGGUCGCAAGAAAGAGGUAGCAGCCGGUUUGGGGGCCGCGGCGGCCGAGAUGGCGGCCGGGGAGGCCGGGAUGGCGGUCGUGGCUUUGGCGGACGCGGAGGGCGAGACGAUUUCCGCUCCAACUUCAAAAAUGACCAGCCUGGUGGCAACCUUAGGAAAAUCCGCUGGGACACUAUCACACUCACUCCUUUCCAGAAAAACUUCUAUGUUCCGCACCCAAACGUCCAAUCACGCAGUCAAGCUGAAAUAGAAGCCUACCGCAGUCAGAACCAAAUCACUGUGAAGGGUCGUGAUGUUCCAGCGCCUAGCAUGUACUUCGAGGAGGGGGGCUUCCCAGAUUACGCCAUGAAAGAAAUUUUAAAACAGGGAUUUCCACACCCAACUCCCAUUCAAGCUCAAGGAUGGCCAAUAGCUCUUUCAGGGCGGGAUUUGGUUGGAAUUGCUCAGACUGGUUCAGGCAAAACCUUAGCAUAUAUUCUGCCUGCCAUUGUCCACAUCAUCAAUCAGCCAAGACUAUUGAGAGAUGAAGGACCUAUAGUAUUAGUACUGGCUCCAACCCGAGAGCUUGCUCAACAGAUUCAACAGGCGUUGAUCUCAAUGAAUGGAAUCGCUGCGGAGAUGACGGACAAUCCGAGCGAGAUGGAAAUAGUUGCCAAUGACUUUGGUCAAAGUGUUCAGGUCCGUAACACUUGCAUUUUCGGUGGCGCCCCGAAAGGGCCGCAGGGCAGGUGCCUGGAGCGAGGCGUGGAGAUUGUGAUAGCUACACCAGGAAGACUGAUUGAUUUCUUAGAAAAAGAUACGACCAACCUACGCCGUUGCACGUACUUAGUCCUCGACGAGGCGGAUAGAAUGCUGGACAUGGGCUUCGAGCCUCAGAUCCGCAAGAUUAUCGAGCAGAUUAGACCAGACAGACAAGUUCUCAUGUGGUCAGCUACCUGGCCUAAAGAAGUACAAAACCUUGCCGAGGAGUUCCUCCACGACUACAUCCAGAUCAACAUCGGUUCCCUCAGCCUGUCUGCGAACCACAACAUCCUGCAGAUCGUGGACGUGUGCGAGGAGUGGGAGAAGAAUGACAAGCUCAUCACACUGCUCACUGAAAUAUCAUCAGAGGAAGAAACCAAGACUAUUAUAUUCGCAGAGACUAAGCGUCGGGUGGACGAGAUCACGAAAUCAAUAAACCGUGCGGGCUGGCGCGCGCUGGCCAUCCACGGCGACAAGAACCAGCAGGACCGGGACUACGUGCUCAACCAGUUCCGCAUGUCCACCGGCGGGAUACUCGUCGCCACAGACGUCGCCGCCAGGGGGCUCGAUGUGGAGGACGUGAAGUUUGUGAUAAACUAUGAUUAUCCGAACAACUCUGAGGACUAUGUGCAUCGUAUCGGUCGCACCGGUCGCUCGCACAACACCGGCACCGCGUACACGCUCUUCACACCUAACAACUCGGCUAAGGCCAAGGAUCUGAUGUGUGUCCUACAAGAGGCGAAUCAAGUGGUGAACCCGAAGCUUAUGGAACUAGCUCAAUGUGGAAUGGGAUUCAAAGGAAAGUAUGGUCGCAACCGCUACCGCGACCGCGACGACAACCAGGGCGGGCGCUUCGACCGCGGCCGCGGGGGGCGCGGGCGGGACUCGCGCGGCGGCCGCGGCCGCUUCGGCGGAGAGAGGAGUUCUAGAUGGGACGACUCCAACAAUGAUUACGGCGACAACCAAAGCUCUUACAACACUCGAUCCAACUACGGUGGCCGAGACAACGGAUCCAGGGACGGUUUCCGGCCUGACAGCGGGUUCCGCGGGCGGGGGCGCGGCCGCGGGGCGGACUUCGGGGGCGCGGGCGCGGGAGGCGCGCCCGGGUACAACAACUUCAGCCAGGGACAGGCCUACAGUGCGCCCCCUCCUACUAGCUACUACAACAUGUAUGCUCAACCACCUCCUCCGCCCGCAAAUAAAUUCGCCGCUAAGUAAAUUUUAUUAGAAUAAGCUUGACUGGAUAUGAUGUGAAAUUAAUGUGGAAUAGGCAUUAGGUUGUGGGAGACUCGUUUAACGAAUUCUGCGAACUUUUUAACUCAAAUAUAUUAUAGUUAUAUCGUCGUAGCUCAAGUGCAAGCGUCGCAGAAAUCGUUAAUCAAAGACUCCGUUAGCUAGCAAUUUAGCUACUAAAUUUUAACACCAAGUUCCCUCCGAGUGUAAUCAAAGAGACAAGCUUCGAUUCACUCCCAGUCUAGUUAAAUGGAAUAAAUAAUAGUUAUAAUUUUAUUGUUUUAAGUUUUGGUGAAGUGAUGUAUGGAAACCGUUCCUGUGAGGUUAGACACUAUCAUAUCGUAUUUUAUAAAGCAUCAGAUUUGUAUACGUUCGAUAACAACUAUAGAGACCAUGCUUUAUUAAUAUCAUAGAGAAAUAAUUAUAUUUAAAUGUUUUAAUUUUAUUUUCAAAUUUUAAGAAUACUUAAUAGUGUGUGUAUACAUGUUCUUUUUAUUCAAAUUAAAUGUAUUAUUACAAUCGUCAUAGAAGGUUAUGAUCAAUGUUUUGUUUGAUCUCAGGUAAACUGCAUGCAAGUAGAUUUGUCCCGCCAAUCUAAGUGUGUUAAUAGCAUAAUAGUAGGUAGAAUAUUCAAUAUUUUUCGCCCGCAACUAGCACCAAAA